Messenger RNA from Pongo pygmaeus (Bornean orangutan), 4074 nucleotides. RefSeq names its product family with sequence similarity 193 member B (gene FAM193B). Gene Ontology annotation, cellular component: cytoplasm; nucleus. The transcript has 11 exons. Bases 1241 to 3685 code for a protein of 814 amino acids. Lineage: Eukaryota; Metazoa; Chordata; Mammalia; Primates; Hominidae. The record is from RefSeq and is a predicted model, not a curated record.
UUUCACCUUCCCCGAGCGGGAGCGGGAGUGGGGCGGGGUUGGGGAUGGGCCAUCCUGCCGCGGCUGGGGCAGCAGCCUUCCCCCGGGUCCGGCGCCGAAGCUUUCUCCCCCGGGGCGGGAAUGGAGGCUGGACCCCUCUCCCCAAAGCCGAGGCUCGGUCCGCGCCCCUGCGGCUAGGCUGAAGCUGCCCCCCUCUCCCCGCCGCCUCCGGGCGUUCUGGCCGUACACCCACACUGGGACUGGGACUGGGCUGUGAUCCCGAGGCCGCAGCUCCGCGCUCGGCCCGCCACCUCCCCCGGGCCCACCUGCUCCCUCAGCCACAGGCCAUCGCGGGGCUCUGGGACUGGACGGCUGCAGCCUCUUCCCUCUGCCCCCGGGAGCGGCUCCACUCCGUCCCCUGCAGCGCCUGCAGCCGCGGCCCCCUCAGCAGCUGUGUCUCCUGGCGCCUCCUCGCCAUACCCAGCAGAGCAGUUGGAGCAGACAGCCAGGCUGCCCGGAAGAGUUUUUGGUGGGGUUUCUGCAUUGAGGUGGAAACCCAGCAGAACCUGCCCUUUCUUCCCUCCCCUGCCCCGCAAGGCAGCCCACCCCGACCUUGAGAUCCCGGGUUUGGAGAAUCCUGCUGAGAGUAGGAGGAUUCCCCAAAGCUUCCAGCUUGCCACCUGGAAGAAGGUCACUUUCUUUUGAGCAAAGGAGAUAAUGGGAGGUAUCCUGCCAAUGUUCACUGAGAGGCGGGGGUGACAUGGGCCACGGUUGCUCUGGGAGGGUUGUGGCACUCGGGGCUGGGUGGCUCUCCCUAAGCUUGCUCUGACGAAAGAGUUUUGAGUUGGUCUUUUGGCUGAGCCUGCCCAGGAAGGCAGGCUCCUGCAGGAGUCUUGGAGGGUCGGAUGCGGCGCCGGAUGAGGAUGAGGCGUGGCGGAAGAUGCGUUUGGCUCUGCAGACACUGCAUCGGGCAGCAGGGGACUCUGGGAGGCUGGUGCAGCCAGAAGGCAUGGCUCUUGACAGCCUUCUAGUAGAAUCUCUGGAAUUGUGCAUGUCCCCCCUGCGUCCAGCCAGCCUGUGCAGACUUGCUGCCUGCUGUGUCACCGGGAACGCAAAGGCUGGGAAGAAAGCCCUUCUCAAAAUGGACUGGUGUUGCAGGGUGAGAAGCUGCCCCCUGACUUCAUGCCAAAGCUCGUCAAGAAUCUCCUAGGCGAGAUGCCUCUGUGGGUCUGCCAGAGUUGCCGAAAGAGCAUGGAGGAAGAUGAAAGGCAGACAGGUCGAGAACAUGCAGUGGCGAUCUUCCCUUUCACCCAGGAACAGUUUAGCUUCAGGACUCCUGGUCAAAAGGCGCUUCCUGUCAUUGGCCGCUCUCUACUCCCCAAAGGCCUGCAGUUCACAGGCAGUCUCUGCCCCUACCAGAGUCUCUCUCCCCAGUCUCCACACAUUGCAUAUCUCCUUGUCACACACAUCCUGCAAAUCACAGUCUUGUGGAGAUGACUCUCAUUCGUCCUCGUCUUCCUCUUCAUCAUCCUCAUCCUCGUCCUCCUCUUCCUGCCCUGGGAACUCAGGAGACUGGGAUCCUAGCUCGUUCCUGUCGGCACAUAAGCUCUCGGGCCUCUGGAAUUCCCCACAUUGCAGUGGGGCCAUGCCAGGCAGCUCUCUUGGGAGUCCUCCUACCAUCCCCGGUGAGGCUUUCCCUGUCUCGGAGCACCACCAGCACUCAGACCUCACUGCUCCCCCUAACAGCCCCACCGGCCACCACCCCCAGCCAGCAUCUCUAAUCCCGUCUCACCCCAGCUCCUUUGGCUCCCCGCCCCACCCACACCUGUUGCCCACCACCCCGGCAGCACCUUUCCCUGCCCAGGCUUCAGAAUGCCCUGUUGCUGCUGCCACCGCCCCCCACACUCCAGGGCCAUGUCAGAGCUCCCAUCUACCCUCCACCAGCAUGCCACUCCUGAAGAUGCCCCCACCAUUCUCGGGGUGCAGCCACCCCUGCAGCGGGCACUGUGGUGGGCACUGCAGUGGGUCUCUCCUCCCACCCCCGAGCUCUCAGCCACUCCCUAGCACUCACAGGGAUCCCGGGUGCAAGGGGCACAAGUUUGCACACAGUGGCCUGGCUUGCCAGCUGCCCCAGCCCUGCGAGGCAGAUGAGGGGUUGGGUGAGGAAGAGGAUAGCAGCUCUGAGCGAAGCUCCUGCACCUCGUCCUCCACCCACCAGAGAGAUGGGAAGUUCUGUGACUGCUGCUACUGUGAGUUCUUCGGCCACAAUGCGCCACCCGCUGCCCCGACGAGUCGGAACUAUACCGAGAUCCGGGAGAAGCUCCGCUCGAGGCUGACCAGGCGGAAAGAGGAGCUGCCCAUGAAGGGGGGCACCCUGGGCGGGAUCCCUGGGGAGCCCGCCGUGGACCACCGAGAUGUGGAUGAGCUGCUGGAAUUCAUCAACAGCACGGAGCCCAAAGUCCCCAACAGCGCCAGGGCCGCCAAGCGGGCCCGGCACAAGCUGAAAAAGAAGGAAAAGGAGAAGGCCCAGUUGGCAGCAGAAGCUCUAAAGCAGGUGAACCGUGUUUCUGGAAGCCGGGAGCCAAGGCCUGCCAGGGAGAGGCUCUUGGAGUGGCCCGAUCGGGAACUGGAUCGGGUCAACAGCUUCCUGAGCAGCCGUCUGCAGGAGAUCAAAAACACUGUCAAAGACUCCAUCCGUGCCAGCUUCAGUGUGUGUGAGCUCAGCAUGGACAGCAAUGGCUUCUCUAAGGAGGGGGCUGCUGAGCCUGAGCCUCAGAGUCUACCCCCCUCAAACCUCAGUGGCUCCUCAGAGCAGCAGCCUGACAUCAGCCUUGACCUGUCCCCUUUGACUUUGGGCUCCCCUCAGAACCACACGUUACAAGCUCCAGGCGAGCCAGCCCCACCAUGGGCAGAAAUGAGAGGCCCUCACCCACCAUGGACAGAGGUGAGGGGGCCCCCUCCCGGUAUCGUCCCCGAGAACGGGCUCGUGAGGAGACUCAACACCGUGCCCAACCUGUCCCGGGUGAUCUGGGUCAAGACACCCAAGCCGGGCUACCCCAGCUCCGAGGAGCCAAGCUCAAAGGAAGUUCCCAGUUGCAAGCAGGAGCUGCCUGAGCCUGUGUCCUCAGGUGGGAAGCCACGGAAGGGCAAGAGGCAGGGCAGUCAGGCCAAGAAGAGCGAGGCAAGCCCAGCCCCCCGGCCCCCAGCCAGCCUAGAGGUUCCCAGUGCCAAGGGCCAGGUCGCUGGCCCCAAGCAGCCAGGCAAGGUCCUAGAGCCUCCCAAAGUAGGCAGCUGUGCUGAGGCUGGAGAGGGGAGCCGGGGGAGCCGGCCAGGACCAGGUUGGGCUGGCAGUCCCAAAACUGAGAAGGAGAAGGGCAGCUCCUGGCGAAACUGGCCAGGCGAGGCCAAGGCACGGCCUCAGGAGCAGGAGUCUGUGCAGCCCCCAGGCCCAGCAAGGCCACAGAGCUUGCCCCAGGGCAAGGGCCGCAGCCGCCGGAGCCGCAACAAGCAGGAGAAGCCAACCUCCUCCUUGGACGAUGUGUUCCUGCCCAAGGACAUGGACGGGGUGGAGAUGGAUGAGACUGACCGAGAGGUGGAGUACUUUAAGAGGUUCUGUUUGGAUUCUGCAAAGCAGACUCGUCAGAAAGUUGCUGUGAACUGGACCAACUUCAGCCUCAAGAAAACCACUCCUAGCACAGCUCAGUGAGGCCCUGCCCAGGCUGAGCUUCUUCAGGGCGUCCUGAGGCCCCGACUGCCAGCUGAAGGCCUACAAUUUUUCCCUCCGUGUGCCCCACCCACCCGUCCAAGACCCUCUCUGCUCCCCACCAUCCUGGACCAACCAAAAGCUGAACGGAUGCCACACUGUGCUGGGGCCCCUUGACCUCAGCAGAGCCGCUUCCUGGUGCUACGCAGCCUCCACACUCAGAGCCCGUGGACUGGGCUGGCCUAAGGGCCAGGGCUGAUGGUACUGCUGGCCCAACACUGCUCUCUUUGUGUUUGGUUUUUUUGUUUUUGUUUUUAUUUUUUUCCAAUUCUUUACUUUUGAUACUGUGAAGAUCUUUCGUGCCGAAAGAUAAAGCAACAUUUGGACACAGA